GAGUCGAAUUAUAAAUGUACACAAUGUCUUCAUAUUACCAAAGAAAUCGAAACUUAUUCACAAUCUGAUCGAGGAAAAAUGGCCGCUCCCCAAGAAAAACAUAUUCAUGAUAUCAAUGGAUCUUGGUUUCUUAACAAACGCCUCUCGGACCCACUUAAACAUGUUCUCCGACUCCAGAGUGUAAAUUGGCUUGUACGGCGCGCGAUAUCCUUUGCAGAUGUGACUAUCCAUGCCACUCAAUCAAAAGAUGAAAACGGGCUGGUGACUAUCAUGAUGGAUAAUGUGGCGGGCGUGGGACUUGCGGUUACGACCGAGAUAAGACGAUUAAAUUGGGAUACGCGAGAACACAAAGAUUGCAUAUGGGGCAACAUACGGAGGCGAAGCAGAUAUAUUCCCACUGCGAAUAUAGAAGAAGGCGAGAAGUUCUUGCAAUCGGGAUGGUUAGAAGAGACGGUUUCGGGGGAUUGUAUACAGGACAAGACUGAAUCCUCGACUGGUUCUUGGACAAGUGUUACAGUAUGGGGAUUUGAAAAAAUCAAAGGCGAGCGGAGAUUGGCACGACACAUUCUUGUUCGGAAGGGAUAUGAGAUUGCAACAGCUAGACUGGUCUAUGACUACAUAGGCCCUAUACAACACCACGUGCAGUAGACGGGACAGGAAGUCUGGGGGUUUUUUUUUUCACGGCGUUCACGGCGUGUCGUUUCGGAAAGGACAUGAAAAAUACGGUGCAGCCGGACCUGUUACCAAAGUUUCGAUAUCCGACAUUGGCAUGAUGAUAUUGCUCGUCAUGGGAAGCAGAAUAUUGGGCUCCUUGGAUGAUAUGAAGGAUUUCAAUUUAUGCAAAACAGUAUAGCAACUUUUUAAUGAUUCACACUUUUAUGACCGUAUCCA
Molecule: messenger RNA, 891 nt
Organism: Botrytis cinerea B05.10
Lineage: Eukaryota; Fungi; Ascomycota; Leotiomycetes; Helotiales; Sclerotiniaceae
Exons: 3
Coding region: 79-648 (189 amino acids)
Source: RefSeq, a predicted model, not a curated record